Laetiporus sulphureus 93-53 is the source of this 2801-nucleotide messenger RNA. Its product is annotated as glycoside hydrolase family 92 protein. Bases 116 to 2500 code for a protein of 794 amino acids. The transcript has 16 exons. The record is from RefSeq and is a predicted model, not a curated record. Gene Ontology annotation, molecular function: carbohydrate binding; peptide-N4-(N-acetyl-beta-glucosaminyl)asparagine amidase activity. Lineage: Eukaryota; Fungi; Basidiomycota; Agaricomycetes; Polyporales; Laetiporaceae. Gene Ontology annotation, cellular component: nucleus; cytosol. Gene Ontology annotation, biological process: protein deglycosylation; carbohydrate metabolic process; glycoprotein catabolic process.
GGGCACCGUCGUCUUUCUUUCCAUUCAUUGGCAUAGCUAUCCAUUCACGCCAGUUGGAUCAAUUUUUGCAGAAAUCUAGCGUGCAGCUGAGGAUUCUUCAAUUGAGGCCAGGAGCAUGCAUCAUUUAUGCUCCGUUCUAUGUCUUGCUCUACUAUUGCCAUCGGUAUUGGCAAAGCUGCCCAUUCCGCCCGAGUUCAGACAGCCUCCAAGCGAUGAAGUGGAUGCGGUCGAUCCUUUGAUUGGGAAUGGAGGCGGGGAUCCCAAUGGUUCUGGAGGAAUGAUACCAAGCACUGCUCCUCCGUUCGGGAUGACCCGCUGGACGGCGCAGACGACACAGAAUUACGUGUCAGUCACGCCAUACAACUACUCACACACGUCUAUUCAUGGAUUUCAGGGAACCCAUCAACCCGCGAUCUGGAUGGGCGAGUCUGGUCAAGCAGUCGUAGUGCCGGGGGUUGGCACGGUCAAGAGCAACUUCGAUGAGCGCGGUAUGGAGAUCGUCUAUGACGAGAAUGGUCGCAGCGAAGCUGUGAGCGCAAGUUAUUACGCUGUGAACCUCGCCGUACCCGAGGAAGACGGCGGAGGAGUACUCAAAGCUGAAAUGAGCGCAACCUCACGCGUCGGCCACCUCCGCUUCACCUUCCCCGUCGAUACGUCACCAUACAUCCUCCUCGAGGCGACUCGCGCCGCCAUCCUCGGCUCGCCCGCCUCGCCCAACGGCAGCUGGCCGACGUACCCCAUUGGCUCCAUCUCCGUGUACCCGCUGGGCACCAGCGCGUCUGCGCUACCAGAGAUUUGCGGCCGUAACCCCGAGCGGCAAGACAGGAUCCUCGGCCCGAGCCCGGCGCCAUCGUUUGCGGGCCAUUUUUGCGCGCGCUUCUCGGUCCCAUUGGUCGCGUACGGGGUAGUACAGAACGGAAGCACCUCGGAGGAUGCAGAGAGCGGCGAGGGAUCACUGCUGUCUGCGUAUGCGCGCUUUGCAGAUGGCACGACGGUCGUGGACGUAAGGGUGGGCGUGUCGUUCAUUAGCGAGGAAAAGGCGCGCGCGAGCUUGGAGAGGGAGGUUCCAGAUGGGACGAGCCUCGAGGAGACGGCGAGUAGGACGCGGGGGGCGUGGGUGGAGAAAUUGGGCAGGGUGAAGGUCGAGGGCGCGAGUGACGAUCAGAGGGCGGUAUUCUACACUGGGAUUUUCCAUACCCUUCAGUAUCCAUACGAGCAAGACGAGGACGGAGAAUACUAUUCGGGGUACGAUGACAGCGUGCACGAGGGCGAUUCAUACACUGGGUACUCAAUAUGGGAUACAUACCGUGCCGAAUGGGCAUGGCAAAUCCUGCUCGCUCCUGAACGAAUUCCGGGAAUGGUUAGGAGCAUGCUACAGGACUACCAGCAGAGUGGCUGGCUGCCGAUGUGGAAGAACAUUGUGGAGACGAACAUCAUGGUGGCCACGCAUGCCGACUCGCUUGUUACUGAGGCUGUCAUCAAGAAUAUCACUGGCUUCGAUGUGGAUUUGGCAUAUGAGGCGGUAUAUAAAGAUGCGACCGUCCCGCCUGUUGACGAUUGGACAAUUUCUUACUAUGAUCGCGAAGAGGGAGUAGGAUAUGAAGUACGCGCGGGCUUGUCUUCUGUGUACGAAGAGAAGGGUUGGGUCGCGAACGACAUACACUCUGAGGCUGCCUCGCGAACUCUGGACUAUGCCUACGACGACUAUGCCGUCUCGACCCUCGCUGAACACCUCGGCUACACCGAGAACGCGACCUUCUUCCGCAACCGCGCGCUCACCGCUCCAUUCACCAUCUUCAACUCCGACACGGGCUUCAUGGAGGCUCGCGACGCGAAUGACUCGUGGGCGGGCCAGGAUCAGGGCUGGACCGAGGGUGAUAUGUGGGCGUAUACCUUUGAUGUGAUACAGGAUAUUCCUGGGUUGGUUGAGCGCCGUGGGGGAAAUGCAUCUUUCGUAGCGUUUCUGGAUGAGCAUUUCGAUGGAGGGCACAAUGAUCACACAAAUGAGCCAUCACAUCAUAUUCCAUACCUGUAUGCACUCGCAGGUGCUGCGUCGAAAUCCCAGGAGCGUAUCCGCGAAGUGGCCCAAUCGAACUAUAAUUCGUCCGUGAAUGGGCUAUCUGGUAACGAAGAUUGCGGACAGAUGAGCGCGUGGUACAUCUUCUCUGCAUUGGGUUUCUACCCCGUGGACCCUGUAUCGGCGGAGUACGCUGUCGGAACGCCGUUUUAUGACAAGGUGACGAUCGACCUCCCUAACGCGAAUCGCCCACUCGUCAUCACCUCCAAGGGCGCGCCAUCGAUGCCUUACGUCAAGUCGCUCACCGUCAAUGGUGAAUCGGUAGAGGUGCCGAUGAUCAGACACGAGCAGAUUGUUUCGGGCGGAGAGAUCGUGUUUGAGAUGAGUGCGGAGCCUCAGGCGUGGGCGUCGGCGACGUUGGUGGGUGGCGAGAGCACCUCUUCCGAGACUGAUGAGAAAAAGAACGUGCAUGACGAGCUUUAACCGAUCUUGAUGAGCGUCGUAAAGCCAUCGUCUGGCGGAAACGCGGAUAUCCUGUCGGAAAUAUUGCAUGACGGAUCGGAGAGUCGAAGCUUUCCAAAAGCUAUGCGAUUGUACGAUACGAGUUGAAAGUGCAUGUUUCUUGAAAAGAAGUGUCUGUGGCUGUAUCAUGUACAUCGCUACUGUUUGAUUGGAUGCAGUAGACGAAUAUCAAUGCUACAAAAGCACUUAGAGUAACCUAAGCCGCAUCAGGACGAUGUUCCGUCCCACGACUCGCCCGCCAAGUCUCCGCUCCCUAGUCACC